Messenger RNA from Paramuricea clavata, 363 nucleotides. The record is from the annotation of a GenBank genome assembly. NCBI's taxonomy places the organism in Eukaryota, Metazoa, Cnidaria, Anthozoa, Malacalcyonacea, Plexauridae.
AUGAUCAAUUGGUUUGAUUACGUCCCAUCUGAGAUCAGUGGGAAAAUUAAACCUCUUUCUUCUGUUAUUUCUAAAGAUAGUGGUAACCUAUCUUCCAUGGAGAAAGUAUUGGAAGACCACUCGUCCCAGUCGUUUGUCACCACUAGAUUUCAUAUGCGAUUCACGAAAGGUGAGAAGAUAUACACAGUCCAGUUGAACGAGUCCGCGGUUUAUUUGUUGUUGUAUACAGAUGAAUGUAUGUAUUCCAAACUUGGCAAAGAAACAUGUUUGGUCAUCGAUAUUGCACUUGCAAAAGGUGGACCUGAAGCAAUCGUCGAGUCAUUCUACUCCCUGAUGAAGUGCCACAAGAAAGCUGGUGGUUAA